Tuber melanosporum (Perigord truffle) is the source of this 1444-nucleotide messenger RNA. RefSeq lists its product as uncharacterized. Gene Ontology annotation, biological process: L-citrulline biosynthetic process. The record is from RefSeq and is a predicted model, not a curated record. Gene Ontology annotation, molecular function: ornithine carbamoyltransferase activity; amino acid binding. Lineage: Eukaryota; Fungi; Ascomycota; Pezizomycetes; Pezizales; Tuberaceae. Gene Ontology annotation, cellular component: mitochondrion. The coding region runs from base 1 to 1083 and encodes 360 amino acids. The transcript is spliced from 2 exons.
AUGACGUUUCCAAUUUUUCGCAGAGCUCAACUUCCCCAUGUGUUUCGAAAUUCUUCCCGCUCAAUCCUCACCGCCCGUGCUGGGAACCCAGCAGGAGCUGGAUCCGUUCCACAAACAUCGCCCUUUGCGCUUCGCCAUUUACUUUCUAUCGACGACCUCACAUCAUCGGAGUUUGUGAAACUCGUCGGCCAGGCCAGGAGAGCAAAGCAGGAAUUUAAGGCUGGACAGACCAGUCCUUCGCUGAAGGAUACAUUAACAGGCAGAACUGUUGCCAUGAUGUUCUCCAAGCGUUCAACAAGGACCAGAGUGUCUACCGAGGCAGCAGUGGUUUAUCUUGGGGGUCACCCGAUGUUCCUUGGAAAGGAUGAUAUUCAGUUGGGGGUUAAUGAGUCACUUCCCGAUACCUCCAGGGUCAUCUCGUCAAUGGUAUCUUGCAUGGUUGCCCGUGUGGGGUCUCAUUCCGAUGUUGUAGAGUUAUCAAAGACAUCCACUGUUCCUGUCAUUAAUGCUCUCUCCGAUGCCUUCCACCCUCUCCAAGCAGUUGCCGAUAUCCUCACAAUAACGGAAAUAUUCCCGGAACCAAAAGGCAUCAAGGUCGCGUGGGUCGGCGAUGCAAAUAACGUUCUCUGUGACCUCGCAAUUGCAUGCGCAAAGUGUGGCAUCAACGUUUCAAUUGCUACGCCAUCUGCCUAUCCAGUCCCACCAGAUAUGCUUCAGCUUGCGCGCAAUGCAGCACAUCUGUCGGGCUCAUCCAUUGUGACCACUCAUGAGCCGGAGGCUGCGGUUAAGGGGGCACACAUUAUUGUGACCGACACCUGGGUCUCAAUGGGUCAAGAGUCUGAGAAGGUUAUAAGGCUUAAACAAUUUGCUGGAUUUCAAGUAUCUUUAGAUCUCGCUGAGAGGGGUGGUGCGAAUAAGGACUGGAGGUUUAUGCACUGCUUGCCGAGGAAACCAGAGGAGGUAACGGAUGAAGUAUUCUUUUCCCCAAGGAGUUUAGUUUUCCCAGAGGCGGAGAACAGGCUCUAUGCAGCAAUUGCUGCAUUGGAAGCUUUUGUGAUUAAGCAAGGGAAUUUUGGGAGGUAGAUGGGCAAGUUGUGUCGAUUCCUGCAUUGUUAUUGCUAUUGAUUGGGGCUGGACAAAAAGUAAUGUGAGGCUGUAGGUUCGUGAUUACAAGCUUUGUAUUCUUGGUGAAGCACAUCUAACCCGUUUUUUUUCUUGAUCCUAUGCUAUGGCUAUAAGAAUUGUGUGACCGGCUGGAUUUGCUGUUUAUUGGACGGGUAUCGUAAAGCGCGAGGUCUGGUUCUGAAGGGGAACUAGUUGGAUCCCGAGUUUGCUUCCUGUUAUGCCAUUUGGCUGGAAUCCAAACCUAUGACCCGCAUUGUUUUUCCCGGGCGAUGUUUCUUUCAGGGCGUUGUAAAGAUAACUAAUAAAGUAUUUUUGUAAA